This is a messenger RNA of Ceraceosorus bombacis, 1392 nucleotides long. The record is from the annotation of a GenBank genome assembly. Lineage: Eukaryota; Fungi; Basidiomycota; Exobasidiomycetes; Ceraceosorales; Ceraceosoraceae.
AUGGCAAACUCAAGAACGGAGAGAGUCGCGGACGGGACAAUCAGUCCCAAUCACUCUGUGCGCUCUUCCAUCUCCAUGCACACUACAGCACGAGGACGAGAGUUCCGAGCGGAGUCACCGAGUCAAGGAGCGGCCGGUGCCUUUGAAGAGGAAGAUGACGAGGAGACCGACGCUUUGCGAAGUAUUUCGGUGGGUCGAGAAGAAGGAGUGAACGGAACUGCGUGGGAUGAGUCGGAUGAGGAGCAAGAGAACGAGGAAGGAGGAGAAGAGGGCCAUACGGACUCGGAAGAUGAGGGUGCUCCCUUGGCUCUGUCCAGUGGCGGACACCAAGAGCGCAGAAGGAUUGUCAGACCAGUCCGGGGCACCAGCGGUGAAAAUGAAGCCGAGCGGGGUGGCGGAAGAGCCAGAGCAGACUCUUAUCUCCAAACGCUCAAACCCUCUUCUACUCGCACGAAGCGCUAUUGGAAGUGGCUCACUCACUCCUCACCAGCGCACGCCUCGCUCUCAGCGCCUCACGUUAGCUCCAACUUGUUCGCUGCCUCGCUCCAUCCUGCGGUUCUCCUCUCCAUGCCCUACUACUUCGAGAGAACGGGCAUAGCAGCUGGGGUGGGAGGCCUAGUCGUCGUUGCCAUUCUUGGAGGUGCGGGCGGUGGCCUCUGGGUCGUGCUUAGCCGCUACGUCAAAGGGUCGACCGUCGAGGCGAUCACUGGAGCGAGCUUUGGUAGGCACACGCGCUGGAAGGGCAGCUUGGGGCGAGCCUUUUCUGGUAUCCUCUUGGCGGUGUAUGCGACCGGUGCAGCGGUCAUUGCGUACUUUGCGCUUGCCGAUCUCCUACUCCAAGUGCUUUUUCACUAUUUUCCGUCCGGAAGUGCGCUGCACGAUCGGGCGCUAGUCACGCUUCUCAUUGGUGGCCUCCUGACCACUCCUUUGGUCGUGUUCCCUCUCGCCAAGCGGACCCUGAUUCGAUUGUCGACCUUCUUCGCCGUCUCGCUCUAUCCUGUCAUCCUGGCCAUAGCGCUGUCGAAAGUCUACACGCUUGCGCCAGACGACUCUCACACACCGCACGACAAGCCAAACUUGGAUCCUCACGACGAAAUUCCAAGUUUCAAUCCUUUGCACGAUCCCAGCGUGUGGGCGCCCUACUCUUUGCUGCCUCUUUUGACCCUCUCGAGCAGUCCGUUGCAAAUUCUGGCGCACAAUAGGAGCUUGCGAAGAAGAGGUCUCAGUGGAAGCAAUGUCAAGGCUUUCUUGGCCGCCCAAGCUGCCCAAGUAUUCUUCGUGGUUGGCUUCAGUGUCGCUUUCGGCAUUGGCGUGGGAACGCAAGGCAUCAAAGAUCGGAUGGGCGUCGACAUUCAUCGUGAGUUUCUCGUUCUAGUGUCCCACGGAAGCUAA